Messenger RNA from Glycine soja, 2134 nucleotides. Its product is annotated as bifunctional endo-1,4-beta-xylanase XylA-like. NCBI's taxonomy places the organism in Eukaryota, Viridiplantae, Streptophyta, Magnoliopsida, Fabales, Fabaceae. The transcript is spliced from 2 exons. The record is from RefSeq and is a predicted model, not a curated record. Bases 210 to 1301 code for a protein of 363 amino acids.
AAUCACAGCGAGACGACAGGCGACGACGGUAAUUUGAAUGAACACCGUGACGCAACAUGGGCUAUAAUUUCCCCAAACCAAACUGAUAGUGGACUUGCACUUGUACUUGAACAGAAGUAACCCCAUGACCACUGUGUCAAAAUAACUAAAUACUUGUUCGUUGCGUUUUGUCUUCUUUAUUGUUUCGAGCGAAACCCAUUGAACUUUUGAUGGGUAAAUGGGAUCAUCGUCCGUGGCGAAGGUUCUUCCGCCGUCGAAGAUCUCCGGUGCGUCCUCCGACAUUCUACGACAUCAAUGCCCCUCUUCCUGAAUAUUGGCAGGACGGAAUACCCUUAUGGGAGAAGAAAUACUGCACUAUAGUUGGAUUGGUACCAUGGCAGAAAAUUGUUGAUUCAAAGAUGUUUGUAUAUUGCCACAGUAAUGUGUUUGAUUGGAAUGAUUCAGCUGCUGAAGAAGCUUUUCAAAAUGCCAAAAGUCAUUACUGGGCAAAGAUCAACAGCCUUCCCUGUGAUAUUUCUCUGCCUGAUCCAGAUACAUAUAUUAAUCAAAUAGAUUGGAGUCCUUACAUUGAUCCGGAUCUGAUUAAGGAAAUAGACGGAGCAUUCUUUAUUGUGCCAGAUGAGGAACAAGAAAAUGCCAUGAAAAACAAAAGAACAAAAACUUCUCUUAAUGAUGAAAAUCCUUGGGAAUGUACUGAUACACCUCUUAGCACAGCUUUAGAAAAUAAUGAAGUACAAGGAUGGAACCAGGGAAACUCUGGAGAUGUGGAUAAUACUGACAAUCCAUGGGAGUGUAGCAUUACUUGUGGAAAUGGAGGAUUAACUGACAAUGCUUGGGAAGGUGGUCCUGUUAAGUCAUGGGGUUGGAAUGAAGAAAAAGGCCAUAACAAUCAAUGUAAGGAUUGGAAUUCUGGAAACUCACAAGAUAAAGUAUGGGGUAAAGCUAGGGACAGUUCUUGGUGCCAGCAGCAGUCAAAUAAUUUAGCUAACUUUGGCAACUCUUCUUGGCAUUGCAAAUCUAGUCAACAGAAUGUAACUCCAAUGAAGACAGGAUGGCGAAACAGAGGAGCAAAUGUGUCAGGAUGGAAGCAACAGGAAAAGGCUGGUGUUUCUAGAAGGAAUUAUGGAGGAGGGUGGACUGCUCAGAAUAAGGGUAACCAGUGGAAUCAGGGCAACCAGUGGAGGGAAGGCUCUCAUCGGCAUACAUUAGGCUAUAAUGGCUGUCAAUUCCAAAGGGAUGGUUGUCAAACAGGUCAUUACUGGGGUAAAGAGAGAAGUAAAAAGAGGGAUUUCUUCCCUUGAUAGUCAUUAGAACAUACCAACUUUUUGUUGUUUAUACUGGUCAUUAUUGAUAUGCCAGAGUGGAACUGUUUGUCUGGAUUUUGGGGGUAAGCUGGUUUUUCUUUCAAUAGUAUAUGGCAUUUCCUUUAUCCUUGAGGUUUAUAGGGUUGUCAUAGAGUAAAGGAUUACAAUACUUCAAGGUCCUCUUCCUAAGAGAUAAAUACAUCAUGAAAUGUGGCAUAUUUCUUUAUCCGUGGGUUGUAACGUUUAUUUAUUUCACUGGGCCUGUAUUCUUUUAGUCCUCUUCAGACAAAAUUGGGUUGGCCUCAUGAAUUUUGGGGUUAAUGGAGAACAUUUUUCAGUAUCAGAGUUGACACCACCACUCCAGAAAGUAGAUCCUACCACAAGUUUAUUCCUCAGCAAAGUUGGCCAGAAUUCAGGUGAUUUGGAAAGUGCUGCAUCUCGUUGGUGCUUGGAACCCUUGGCUAGAUCUUUGAGCAAUGUUUCAGGAAGGCUUCCUGCAACUGAACACCUUAUUUUGUUCCAUAUAUUUUUGCCAUCAAAUUCUCAAAUUAAACAAUGACAUGUGGGUUUUUUUCUUAUAUUAAAUAACCUACAUUACGAAUGUGUUAGGAUUUCUUUAAAAGCGUCCACAUGCUACUAUUUUAAUUGAGAACUUGAUGGAAAUGAUAUAAGGAACUUGAAAUUAAUUGUAUGUCAUUGACCUAAAGUGGUGUAACUGAACUAUGAACCCAGUCUGAAAGAUAGUUCACUAUUCGUUUAGCUGUGUUAGUAUGUAUGGAAACUUUCUAGAAUUGAAACUAUAUCUGAUGGCUUGAUUUGUUUCUGUUAAA